AUGGCGGUCUCCUCAAUAGUCACAGCAUUUUUGUGUGUGGCUAUUCAAUUGUAUAUUCGUACUUGUAUGACAAAGAACCUCUGGUGGGACAAUGGACUUCUGCUGUUUUCCAUUGUCAGAGUCACUUUCAAUCUCAUCAUGGUCUCUCACGGGGCUGGACGCCACCGAUACUACCUCACAAGAGAGCAAGCAGCCAAAGUUUUACAGUACAACACCCCUUUCGCAGCCAUGAAUAUUCUAUUCACCCGUUUCAUUUACGUGCUACUGGCGUUGACAAUCUCCAUGAGGCUUGGUACUCCAAUCUUCAUUUGGCCCCAAUGCAUACCAUUUAAUGCACUAUGGAAUCCACGUGCGACAGGCAAAUGCAUAUCAAGGAAAGUAUAUGGAAGGGUCAGCGUCUUCCAAGGAGGUAAAAUUACCCAUGGCUCUCUAAAAUAUAUGCUGAUAUACAGCGCCCUAGAUCUUCUAAUAACGUCUCUACUCGUCAUAAUCCUAUGGAGAGUUCAAAUGAAGAAGCAGGUCAAGGUCGGAAUCUGCUUCCUGCUGAGCCUGGGUCUUGGAGCUACUGCGUUUAACAUCAUGCGAGUAGUCUUCCACAAGCAGCUUGCAGCCGCAGACUUCACUUUCAAGCAGUCGACCUCUUGGGGUGUCGACAUAUCCUCUCAACUCGAACAAAAUAUCUGCAUCAUCGCUGCAGCUGUCCCAACAUUCCCACAUUUGUUCCGAAAUUGGGCUCAUGAUAUUCCUGAUAAAAUUUCCAGCAAUACUCCAAAAAGUCGUCAACUCUUAGACUUCGCUCAAUUUCGAAAGGAGCCAGGCCAGCUGAGCCGUAUUACAGUUCACCACGACAUUGAGCAGCGCAGUAGCCAAGUGGAGGUUGCCGCUAGUCAAGGCUACUGGGAUCAGGACCCAGGGGCCAAGAGGUGGUUUGAAAUUUGGACAUUCAGCCCUAGGUUAGAGCCAAAGGAUGGUGGAGAGCACGGAGCAGUUAAUUAG
Messenger RNA from Lindgomyces ingoldianus, 996 nucleotides. RefSeq lists its product as uncharacterized. The coding region runs from base 1 to 996 and encodes 331 amino acids. Lineage: Eukaryota; Fungi; Ascomycota; Dothideomycetes; Pleosporales; Lindgomycetaceae. The transcript is spliced from 8 exons. The record is from RefSeq and is a predicted model, not a curated record.